AUGGAUACCGGAAGCGAGGUGGCACAGGUUGAAUGCACCGAUGUUCCCCAGAGUGAACCGAUCAGCGAGGACCAAGUCCCCAACAAUGCUGGCGGGUUCGUCUAUACGAUAGACGACUUCUCCAGACUAAAGCGCUUUGUCAUCCUCGGAAGCAAUGCCAACAAUUACUACGUCUCAAGCAAGGAUUUGGGACUGGAGAACUGCGAGUGCGUUCUGAAGCUGCUUGCAGAGGGACAUGGCGUGCGGGUGGUGGAGGAGGUGACUCGCAUCUCCCGAGAAGGCCGAGCCCCGCGCCAGUCCACAGGGAUCAUGGUCCUGGCCAUAUGUGCGCGUCUCGGUGACCUCGCCACCCGCCGGGCUGCACUGGCGGCUCUGCCCGCGGUCUGCCGUACGGCCUCCACCCUGUUCGAGCUGGUCCAGCGCUGCAAGGAGCUGGGGCCCGUGGUGAGGGCGACACGGGCCAGCUGGGGACGCUCCAUGCGGCGCGCCAUUGCGCUGUGGUACUUGGAAAAGUCAUCGGCCGCCGUUGCGUAUCAGGCGACUAAGUACAGCCAACGAUGCGGCUGGAGCCACGUAGAUCUGCUCCGCCUCGCACAUCCCGAUCCGGAAGAGCAUGCCGCUAAGCGCCACAAGCUGCGCCUGGCGGCGGCGGCGGCGGCGGCGGCGGGGCAGGGCGGCGGCGCCACCGCCGCCAUCGAAGCUGCCUGCGCCGCCGCAAUCGAGCAGGCGGUGUCACUCAUCCGGCGACACCGCUUCGGACACGAACACGUGGGUGACACGGCGCUGCUGCGGGCUCCGGAGUUGUGGGCCGCGUUUCUGGAAGUGGGCAUGCCGCUGACGGCUCUGGUACGCAACUUAGGCCGCAUGACCCAGAUGGGCCUCAUGGAGCGACCGGACUGCCUAGAAGCCGUCACGCGGCGCCUGCGGGACGGGCGCGCUCUGGCGGCAGCGCGUGUGCAUCCGAUGACCCUCUUAGAGGCCAUGUGCACGUACCGGGCCGGUGCAGGCGCGCGCGGGGUGACAUCAUGGAAGGCCAAGGCGGAGGUCAAGCAGGCGCUGGAGGAGGGCUUUUACCUGUCGUUCAAGAAUGUGACUCCCACCGGUCAACGCUACCUGAUUGGGAUGGAUGUGUCGGGCUCCAUGUGCUGUGCUUGCGCCGGCAUGACAUCCGUGACUUCGCGGGAGGCGGCUGCGGCGAUGGCCAUGACGUUGGUGCGGACGGACCCAUGCAAGACGAUGGCAUUUUCGCACCAACUGGUGCCCCUGGAGCUCCAGCCCAAUCAUCGGCUAGAGGAAGUCGUGUCCCGCGCCGCGGCCAUCCCAAUGGGCGGUACUGACUGCGCGCUGCCCAUGCUGUACGCCCUGGAGCGCAAGCUGCCCGUGGACGUGUUCGUUGUGCUAACUGACAACGAGACCUGGUUUGGGAAGGUCCACCCGUCGGAGGCUCUGAAGCGCUACCGGGCGGCCAUGGGCCUGCCGGCUAAGCUGGUCGUGCUGGCGUUCAGCGCCACAAACUUCAGCAUCGCGGACCCUCGGGACGCUGGCAUGCUCGAUGUGGCGGGGCUGGACAGUGCGGUGCCGCAGAUCGUGGCAGACUUUGCAGCGGGUAGGGUGUAGGCUAACGCGGGGUAGCGUGUGGGCCCCCUUAAUGGCGGGAAGGGUGUAGACUUUUGGAAUACGUGGAGGAUACCGGAUAUUGUAAGGGGGUUUGCGUUGUUUUUGAUGGUGCAAGUGUAAGGCAUCGUGGCGAGUUGGUCGCAAAGCAGGCGAGGGGAUUUCGAGGAGUUACGCUUUUUGUCUGUCUCUACGGAGAAAGAUUUCGAAGCCACAAACACGAUGAUGCCAUGGCGUCUUGAUAGACCUAAGUUUCGACUUCUAUCGUCACGCCGUUUUGUUCGAUUAUAACGAAGCGUGCUGUCGGUUUGCGACGGGUAUGAUUUUCACUUGAGGAAGCGCUACCAUUAAAUGCUGGAAGCUUGGAACGGAAGCGUUUUGCGUUUUAAAUCGUCCGGUUUUUUUUGUAAGGGCUUGCACGCCCGUCGUACUGGGAAUGCGCGUGGGAGGUCGUGUAAGUUGGGAUGACGGGUGGGGCGCGGCAGGGUGGAAGGAUUGCAGAUGGGAACAGUUACCGGAUACGCGGAAGUCGUGACAUGGUCCAGGUCGUAAAGCGGUGUAGUCCACAUGUUGAACAGGAUCAGUGGGCAUAACCGAAGAUCUUCACCGUUUUUUGUUUAUGGCGCAGCUGUUGCCAUCCAUCAGCUUUGGGCAGUGUGGGUUAAAAUGGUAAGGCCUUUGUGUGUAAGAUCUGAUUCAUCAU
Messenger RNA from Volvox carteri f. nagariensis, 2317 nucleotides. RefSeq lists its product as uncharacterized. Gene Ontology annotation, molecular function: RNA binding. The record is from RefSeq and is a predicted model, not a curated record. The transcript is spliced from 6 exons. NCBI's taxonomy places the organism in Eukaryota, Viridiplantae, Chlorophyta, Chlorophyceae, Chlamydomonadales, Volvocaceae. Gene Ontology annotation, cellular component: ribonucleoprotein complex. Bases 1 to 1617 code for a protein of 538 amino acids.